GGGAAAAGGCUGGGGUAAACAAGUGGGAGGCUGUCAUAACACAGGGGGAGGUCGAGGUAACAAGGUGUAUUAUAUACAAACCAGUAGUACAAUUUGGGAGGAGCUCCAGGUGACAAGCAAUACAAUUACCAUGUCACUCUCAGAAGCUGUGAUAAGGAAGGCUGGAAAUGGACUGGCACUGUCCAAAAUUAAAAGUCUUGACCUCUCUGACAAGAACCUUACCACAUUGGAUCCCAAGAUCAUGAACCAACUGGUGACCUUGCAAAGUCUUGACCUGUCCAAUAACAACAUCAGCAGUAUUCCCACAGACAUCUGUCUUCCUUCACUGACCACAUUCGAUAUUUCAGACAACUCAAUUAGCUCUUUAUCAUUUGGACAGAAAUUUCCAAAGCUAGCCUCUCUAUAUAUUGCUGGCAACCAUGAUCUGGGGAAAGCUGACCGCCUAAUUGCCAUAGUAGAGAACUCCAGUCUGACCCAGAUAGAUGACCAGAGGGCCAGCUCUCUUCUACAGGUCGUAAGGCAAAUACGUAGCAAGUUUGAGAUACAGGUAAAGGCUAAGUGGGAGGUGUUAUUUGCUGAGCCUUACGCCACUGGUAUCCCUGACGACGAGGUGGACCAGGUGACCGAUGAGUUCCUUGACUGCCUGAGGAAAGAUAAUCUCUUCAAAAAUGCUGAUUCCAAAUUUGAAAAGUAUAUGCUGGAGAAACUUGCCAAAGAGAUGGUCCAGUCUGCCAAGAACUUGUCAAUCUACAACUCCACACACUCCCUUCCUGGGACUCCCCGCAGUGCCCGCCUCAAUGACCUUCAGUCUCCGGAGACCACACCUGUUAGACAAAGCUCGCGUACUCCUGUGCCCAACAAACGACUUAUCGACACACCCACAGACAAACCACCCACUCCUAAAAAUGUAGUACCAGCAAGCACACAAGACUCCGAGAGAACACCUAAAAAAGAGGGGAGGGGCCAGAAACGACGAAGGGAUUCCAGCCCAGGGUCACCUUCAAAACCAAGCUCCAAAUCAUACAGAACAGAAACUGGACAUAUGUCAUCACCAAAGUUCAGCCAUAGGUCGCCAGCAUCUGCAACCAAAACUCAAAACAAAGGCAAGAAACGCAGACGAUCAUCCACCCCAGAGUCAGAAUGUAAACAGAAGGCCAAAUCGUACAGAACAGAGACUGGUCAACUGUCAUCUCCAAAGUACACAGCCCUCAAUAACCCACGUAUAGAUCAUCUGGCACCCGUACCUGACUACGACCCAACCUACUUUGUACGUUGUCACUCGGACGAGGACAGCCCUUCUGAUGACAACACCAAGGUGUGGCGAUGUGCAUUUGAACCCAAACCUAACAACCCAAGCGAGCACACCAAUGUGGUAGCUACAGUUGGUGGCAAGAUAGUUUGUUUGGUCGACUGUCAGACCGGCAAGGUCAUGAGGAGGUUCAAGGACACAGACAAGAAAGAGUCUUUCUACACUUUGGCCUGGACCACGAUCCACUUGGAUGAGGAAAACUCUACGGAGACCACCAACAUCCUUGCUGUCGCAGGGGAUGCAUGUGACGUUAAACUAAUCCACCCAUCACAGCUUGUCAUGUAUGCUACACUGGAGGGUCACCGCCGCUACAUCAGCUGUCUCGCCUUCCACCCCUCCUACCCUACCAUCCUUUUCAGUGGUGGGAAGGACAACAGAAUCAUCAUGUGGGACAUUGGGAUACCAGACCUGUCCGACUACUCCACCAACUUCAGAAAGCUGAAGUGUCUGGUUACCCCAGGAACAGACCCUCUAAACCUCGCCAUCAGCCUGAGCACAAACAGUUUGCUAGCAGGCUGUGAAAAUACCUGCUACUUAUGGAAGCUCAAAGACAUGAAUAAGCUUAACAAGGAGCCUGACCUUGAGCUCUCACUGCCAAUAACAGAUGAUAAGAGUGACAGUGCCAGUGAUGACAGCAACAGCAGUGACAUUGUUGAUGGACUUGUCAUGCUCUCUGAUAACUAUGUUGUAACAAAGUGUGUAGGAAACAGCUGCCUGACCAUGUUUGACCUGAAGUCCUCCAUACCUAAGAAACUGCAGGGAAGACGAACACGCAGCGUCAAGGUCACACCCACAGCUCUCCUGAAUUACACUCGUACUACAGUGGACUAUAUCUACUUGGCUGCCUCUCAAGGUCUGGUUGCUGCAGGCGAUGACAAGGGAUCCAUUCACUUAUACAACCUGGAUGAACUUGUGGCAGAAAAGGCAAAAUCAUGUGACACUGUUCUUCAGCAGUCAAGAGUUUUGGAUUGGCCAGAAAUAUCCCUUGGUAGAUAUACAGACAGCAUGAAGGAGUUGGUCACUGAGAAGGGAGUUGUGAUUAACUCAAUAGCUGUGAACCACAGUAGAGACUACCUGGUGUGUGGUACAGACAACAACCUUGUGUGUAUCUGGAAACGAAGCUCUGUGAAUGUGUGAAUCUGGAAACGAAACUCUGAAUGUGUGAAUCUGGAAACGAAGCUCUGUGAAUCUGGAAACGAAGCUCUGUGAAUGUGUGAAUCUGGAAACGCAUAUCUGUGAAUGUGUGAAUCUGGAAACAAAGCUCUGUGACAUUGUGUGAAUCAGGAAACAAAGCUCUGUGCCAUUGUGUGUAACUGAAUACUUGUCCUUGUAUGUGUCUAAUACAGCUCUGAUAGGCUGUGAUUAUGGCCAGUUUUGUGUAUCUGUAAAUACAGCUCAGCAACAGUGUGAAUACAUGUAUUUUGAUAUACAUCUACAUGUACCUACAUGCAUAGUUGUACCAUUUGAUGUGAUAUAGCUACAGAUAAAAAUGUAGUCUUACAAAUAAAUCACUGAUGUCACAUGGCAACCCUGAAAACUAACUGCCUGGUCCCAAAAGCAAAUCAUGGCAUCAGCAAAACUUGUCCCAGUCCCGUUUACCAAAUGGCAUCAGGGAAAUUAUAUGUUUUGAUAAUUCCUGGGUCCCACAGUAAUAAAGUACCAUGUACAGAUAUAGUUCAGGUAUUUUUUGUUAAGCAAAUCUACAAAGAACUAAUAUAUAAAGAUUAUAAAAAUAACUCCCAAUAUUACUGAAUGAUCUUUAUUUUAGUUUUCCUGUAUAUAUCAGCAAAUAAAGCUGAUACAUUAUUGGAUGUAGCUGCAUCUUCAAUUGAACAAAGAAAAAAAAGUUGAGACAGUUAUGAAAAUUGUUAGUUUGUGUUGAAUCUAUAUCCAGUGCCGGCCAAAAUGUUACGUAUUUUCUUGUAAAUAUUAUUUUUAUAAAUAGUAAUAUGAAAACAUUUGGUGCCAAACAAAGUCACUGGAUUGCUUCCCUUUGUAAAGAGAGUGUGUGAGUAACCUCCCUUGGUACAGUAUUAUCUCCCUUUGUAAAUUUUAUAUUGAACGAUUGUGCAGAACAAAGGAAAGCAGUUGUAGAAAGUGUUGUUAAGUUUGACAAUAUAAUGUUUUCCUUUAAAAUGACAAAUAUGGUUUAUAUAUAGAACAAUUACGUUAUUAAUAAUCUGAAUAUUUACAGUGUUCAAAUAUUAUCAAAACAAUCUUAGUAUCUGUAUGUCGGUAAUUGUUACAUAUGUUUUCAGGCUACAGGUGCUUGACACUCUGAUAUGUUGUGUAUACUAUAUAACAGUAUAUAGACUAUAUACAUUUUAUAUUAGUUUUGUAAAGGAUUACUUUGUUGUGCCACUUUCAGAAAUGUUAAUGAUCCAUUUUUAUUUUCCUUAUAAAACAUAUUUUAUUUCAAAUUUCUCUUAACAUUUUCCCUAUAUUUUUUUUUAAACUGCACUUUUUGUCAUCAUGUUUUAACUUUUUAAACGAUUUUAAUUAAACUAGUUUGUGACCACAAAAUACAGUAUGCAAGGUAUUAAAGCAUUUAAAGUUCAGUUUUCAACAUUCUUUUUUCAAAUAUUUAUUCAGAACUGAUUUAUUUACUUUAUAUGAAGAGAAACAUUGCAUUUUUGUUGAUGAGAAAUUUACCAUAUGUUAGUUAAAUUUUUGUUGCAUUUCUUAAAUCCUUUGUUUAAUUAUUUAAUAUCCACAUUUUACUACCAAUAUUUGCUUGAUUUUAAACGAAUUUUAAAAUUUCAAAAGUUUUAGUUUCCUUUUCAGAAUCUAAGUAUUUCUGUUACUCUACUAAUGAAACCAUAAUAAAUGUCUGAAAAGUGA
Messenger RNA from Mizuhopecten yessoensis (Yesso scallop), 4150 nucleotides. Its product is annotated as leucine-rich repeat and WD repeat-containing protein 1-like. Gene Ontology annotation, biological process: establishment of protein localization to chromatin; chromatin organization. Gene Ontology annotation, molecular function: chromatin binding; protein binding. Bases 131 to 2446 code for a protein of 771 amino acids. Gene Ontology annotation, cellular component: nuclear origin of replication recognition complex. Lineage: Eukaryota; Metazoa; Mollusca; Bivalvia; Pectinida; Pectinidae. The record is from RefSeq and is a predicted model, not a curated record. The transcript has 17 exons.